Mercenaria mercenaria is the source of this 1335-nucleotide messenger RNA. RefSeq lists its product as uncharacterized. The record is from RefSeq and is a predicted model, not a curated record. The transcript has 4 exons. NCBI's taxonomy places the organism in Eukaryota, Metazoa, Mollusca, Bivalvia, Venerida, Veneridae. The coding region runs from base 225 to 1115 and encodes 296 amino acids.
ACUGGACAUAUUAUGUAAAUAGCAAAAUGAACCUUAUGCUGUUUUGUCUGUUAAACGUUACAGAUUUCAUACCGAGUCACGGAUUGCUGUCUGCAGUAUGACAAAUUCAAGGUCAUGAAUACCUAAUCAAAUUGGAAGAUGGGGAUGGGGAGAUUUACCAGUACCCAGCCUGUGUCUCUCGUCGUUUCCAAGAAGGCAGAAUAAGGUCAUACUGACGGUGUAAAAUGCAGGUAGAACCAUUGGAUUUGUGCUAUUCACAGCCGAACCUAUACAGACUCUGUGAUAGAGUUAUUUGUAUCCCUUGGGAUAAAAAAUGCCCAGUGGAAACACAAACCCGUGCAGUGACAGAGAAUUUAAGUAAAGUUAAUUCUUCUGUGGAAGAGGGGUUACCUAUUCCUGUGGUGGUUACUAUAGCGUCCGUCUGUGUGUUUGUUUGUAUUCUUAUGGCCAUUCUGCUGUAUAUCUUUAUCACGAGGAGACAGAAAAAUAACACGUCCAGGGAAUCCCAGUCAGCAAAAGAACCAUUACGAACGAGUUACAUAACCCCUGGUAUUGAAGCUGCACCUUUAUACAGCAAAUCAAACGAGAUGUCAAAAGGAAAAACUGACAGCUCUAGAAAACUUAAGCCGACGCAUUACCUGCCUGUGAACAGUGAAUGCAAUGACAAUUAUUUUCAGGUAAAUAACCAUGAACAAACAUAUGAAGGAAAUUACCUUAAAACUGAUGAUUCUGGAAAUUCCCAUGACAAUUGUAGAAGAAACUUGGCCAUUAAUCCUGGUGUUGAAAUAUAUAGCAAUGAAUCAAGGGUACAUGGUUUAGGGAAAUACACAUUUAAGCCAAGAUUAAAGUAUAUGAACAGCAAACCUUACAAUGAAAUGGAGGAGAAAGACAGAGAUAAAUUGUAUGUGAUAAAUAGUUAUAAACAUUGCUCUGGAAAAAGUGUUUUGCCAUCGACCUUGACCUUUGACAAGGAUCCUGAGAAGUUUUCAAACAAGUUUGCUACAGAUCUAUUAUGUUCAUCUACUCCAAGACAACCAGCCAAGCAUUUUGUCCAGAAUGGUGUGGCAGGGUCUCUGGAGAGUAUAACAGCUCAAAGUGAUAUUGCAAUUACAUAGUUUCUGUCAUGCAAACAGUUCCGAGGAUACAAGAAUUUAAGUAUUUCUAGCAUUGCAGGAAAUCAAUACAUGAUUUUUGACAUUGCAAAAUAGAUAUUGAAAUUACAUUAUUUCUAACAUUCAAAGAAAUCAAAGUGAUGUCAAAAUUACAUAAGUUUUUUGUAAAAAUGAUACUGAAAUUCAUUUUUAUGACAUUUCAUAAAUUGAAUAAAAAAAAAGA